Messenger RNA from Encephalitozoon intestinalis ATCC 50506, 333 nucleotides. RefSeq lists its product as uncharacterized. The record is from RefSeq and is a predicted model, not a curated record. The transcript has a single exon. Lineage: Eukaryota; Fungi; Microsporidia; Unikaryonidae. Bases 1 to 333 code for a protein of 110 amino acids.
AUGGAGUCUUUGAUUCUUUGGGAUGGAAGAAGCAUCUGUGGGCUUAAAAAGAUUCCAAAGACAAUACUAAUAGUUGAUGAAUACAACACAAUAACACCCGAGAAAAAAAGUAAGAUAAAAGACUCCGUGGCUGAAAUGGACAUAGACUUUGAAGAGGAGGCAACACGUUAUUCUCUUGUGAUCCUUUGCAACACUGUCUUGAGGUUUAACCUAAAGAACCCACUCGUCUUGGCAGAAUGUGAGAUUUGGUUUACUAGAAAGACCUUUUCCUCAAAAGUAUUUGAAGAUGCUCUUAUUCACUAUUCGGAAUGUGAAAUAAGAAAUGGAGUGUAA